Equus quagga is the source of this 1710-nucleotide messenger RNA. RefSeq names its product 5-hydroxytryptamine receptor 2B (gene HTR2B). Gene Ontology annotation, biological process: vasoconstriction; regulation of behavior; heart development. Gene Ontology annotation, molecular function: neurotransmitter receptor activity; G protein-coupled serotonin receptor activity. Lineage: Eukaryota; Metazoa; Chordata; Mammalia; Perissodactyla; Equidae. Gene Ontology annotation, cellular component: plasma membrane; dendrite. The transcript is spliced from 3 exons. The record is from RefSeq and is a predicted model, not a curated record. The coding region runs from base 45 to 1556 and encodes 503 amino acids.
UGGCUUCAAGGGUUUGGCAUGGGUACAACGCCUUAAAAAAGCAGAUGACCAGCUUAGCUACUGACCAUGCUGACCAUCGUCCGGAAUCGGACCAAACCACAGAAAAACAGCGAAUGGCUUUCUCCUAUAGAAUAUAUGAACAAAGCACAAUUCCUGAGCACAUUCUGCAGAGCUCAUUUGAUCACUUAAUCUCCUCUAAUUGGUCUGGAUUACAGAGAGAAUCGAUACCAGAGGAAAUGAAACAGAUUGGUGAGGAACAGGGAAAUAACCCACACUGGGCAGCUCUUCUGAUACUCAUGGUGAUAAUACCUACAAUUGGUGGAAACAUCCUUGUUAUUCUGGCUGUUUCACUGGAGAAAAAGCUGCAGUAUGCUACCAAUUACUUUCUCAUGUCUCUGGCAGUGGCCGAUCUGCUGGUUGGAUUGUUUGUGAUGCCGAUUGCUCUCUUGACAAUAAUGUUUGAGGCUAUGUGGCCCCUCCCACUUGUUCUAUGCCCUGCCUGGUUAUUUCUUGAUGUUCUUUUUUCUACUGCAUCCAUCAUGCAUCUCUGUGCCAUUUCAGUGGAUCGUUAUAUAGCCAUCAAAAAGCCAAUCCAAGCCAAUCAAUAUAACUCACGAGCUACAGCAUUCAUCAAGAUUACAGUGGUGUGGUUAAUUUCAAUAGGUAUUGCCAUUCCAGUUCCCAUUAAAGCGAUAGAGACUGAUAUGGGUAACCCAAAUAACAUCACUUGUGGGCUGACAAAGGACCGUUUUGGCAAUUUCAUGCUCUUUGGUUCACUGGCUGCCUUCUUUACACCUCUGGCGAUCAUGAUUGUCACCUACUUUCUCACUAUCCGUGCUUUACAGAAGAAAGCUUACUUGAUCAAAAACAAACCACCUCAACGCCUAACGUGGCUGACUGUGUCCACAGUCUUCCAAAGGGAUGAAACACCUUGCUCAUCACCUGAAAAAGUGGCAAUGCUGGAUGGUUCUCACAAGGAUAAAACUCUGCCCAAUUCAAGUGAUGACAUACUAGUGCGAAGAAUGUCCACAGUUGGGAAAAAAUCAAUGCAGACCAUUUCCAAUGAACAGAGAGCCUCAAAGGUCUUAGGGAUUGUGUUUUUCCUUUUUUUGCUUAUGUGGUGCCCCUUUUUUAUUACAAAUAUAACCUUAGUUUUAUGUGAUUCCUGCAACCAGACUACUCUUGAAAUGCUCCUGGAGAUAUUCGUAUGGAUAGGCUAUAUUUCCUCAGGGGUGAAUCCUUUGGUCUACACCCUCUUCAACAAGACAUUUCGGGAUGCAUUUUCCCGAUACAUCACCUGCAAUUACAGGGCCACAAAAUCAGUAAAAACUCUUAGAAAACGCUCCAGUAACGUCUACUUCCGGAAUCCAAUGGCAGAGAACUCUAAGCUUUUCAUGAAGCAUGGAAUGCGAAAUGGGAUUAAUCCUGCCAUGUACCAGAGCCCAAUAAGGCUCCGAAGUUCAACCAUUCAGUCUUCAUCACUCAUUCUACUAGAUACACUUCUCCUCACCGAAAAUGAAGGUGACAAAACUGAAGAACAAGUCAGUUACGUAUAGCAGGAAGGCACAAUUUUCAUCUAACUAAUAUAAUGAUGAGUAAGAUGAUGAAGCAGAUAUAAAUGUACCAAGAAUUACAUAAAAGAGAACUUCAUCAUGUAUCAAAUCAUCUCUUUAAACUAAGCGUUAUGUACUAAGAUUAUCCAGUUUUCUU